Pelmatolapia mariae (spotted tilapia) is the source of this 3609-nucleotide messenger RNA. Its product is annotated as vesicle-fusing ATPase. The record is from RefSeq and is a predicted model, not a curated record. Gene Ontology annotation, biological process: intra-Golgi vesicle-mediated transport; SNARE complex disassembly; Golgi to plasma membrane protein transport. Bases 117 to 2381 code for a protein of 754 amino acids. NCBI's taxonomy places the organism in Eukaryota, Metazoa, Chordata, Actinopteri, Cichliformes, Cichlidae. Gene Ontology annotation, molecular function: ATP binding; ATP hydrolysis activity. The transcript has 22 exons. Gene Ontology annotation, cellular component: Golgi stack.
GAGUGCGCCGCAGCUUAUAAGCCCAUCUGCUGUUGAUCCUUUCGCCCUGACCGUCCCUGCUGUCCUGUGUGCCGCUGACUCGAACUGCGACCCCCUGAUCUACCGCAACCGUGAAGAUGGCGACCCGGGUCGUAAUAUUUUUCAAGACCAUGCAAGCGGCACGAUGCCCGACAGACGAGCUAUCGCUGACUAACUGUGCCGUGGUGAGUGAGAAGGAUCUGCAGUCAGGACAACAUGUGAGUGUGAAGACCACACCCAACCACAAGUAUGUGUUUACAGUCAAGACCCACCACACUGUGGCUGCAGGAAGCAUCGCCUUCAGCCUGCCACAGAGGAAAUGGGCUGGUCUCUCCAUAGGUCAGGAGGUGGAAGUGUCCAACUACAAUUUUGACAAGUCCAAGCAGUGCAUUGGCGCCAUGACAAUCGAAAUCGACUUCCUGCAAAAGAAGAGUACUGACUCCUCUCCCUACGACUCAGACAAGAUGGCCGCCGAGUUCAUCCAGCAGUUCAACAACCAGGCCUUUUCUGUCACCCAGCAGCUAGUGUUUAGUUUCUGUGACAAGCUGUUUGGCUUGGUGGUAAAGGAUAUUGAGGCCAUGGAUGCCAGCAUCCUCAAAGGAGAACCAGCGUCUGGAAAGAAACAGCAAAAGAUCGACGUCGGUCUGAUGGUGGGCAACAGCCAGGUGAUUUUUGAGAAGGCUGAGAAUUCAUCCCUCACACUAGUUGGCAAGGCAAAGACCAAGGAGGCACGACAGACAAUCAUCAACCCAGACUGGAACUUUGAAAAGAUGGGAAUUGGUGGUCUGGACAAGGAAUUCUCAGACAUUUUCCGCAGAGCCUUUGCCUCCCGAGUCUUUCCCCCUGACAUUGUGGAGCAGAUGGGCUGCAAGCACGUGAAGGGCAUCUUGCUGUUUGGACCACCAGGAUGUGGUAAAACGCUGAUGGCCAGGCAGAUUGGCAAGAUGCUCAACGCCCGUGAGCCGAAGGUCGUCAACGGCCCAGAGAUCCUGAACAAGUACGUGGGAGAGUCUGAGGCUAACAUCCGCAAACUGUUCGCCGAGGCUGAGGAGGAACAGAAGAGGCUGGGCGCUAACAGUGGCCUUCACAUCAUUAUCUUUGACGAGUUGGACGCCAUCUGCAAGCAGAGAGGAACGGGCGCCAGCAGCACAGGCGUGCACGACACUGUUGUCAACCAGCUUCUGUCCAAGAUUGACGGCGUGGAGCAGCUUAACAACAUCUUGGUCAUUGGUAUGACCAACAGGCCUGACUUGAUAGAUGACGCCCUGAUGAGACCCGGCAGGUUUGAGGUGAAAAUGGAAAUCGGUCUUCCUGAUGAAAAGGGACGCGUCCAGAUCCUAAACAUCCACACCAGCAAGAUGCGAAGCUUCAACCUUCUCGCUUCCGACGUCGACGUCAAGGAACUGGCAGCGGAAACUAAGAACUACAGCGGUGCAGAGCUGGAGGGUCUGGUCAGGGCAGCGCAGUCAACCGCCAUGAACCGGCACAUCAAGGCUACCUCUACAGUUGAGGUGGACAUGGAAAGGGCAGAGAAGCUGCAGGUCACCAGAUCUGACUUCAUGGGGUCCCUCAACAAUGACAUCAAACCAGCAUUUGGUACCAACCAGGAAGACUACUCCAGCUACAUCAUGAACGGCAUCAUCAAAUGGGGCGACCCAGUCACUCAUGUUCUGGAUGAUGGAGAGCUGCUGGUACAGCAGACCAAGAACAGUGAUCGCACACCACUUGUUGCUGUUUUAUUGGAGGGCCCACCCCACAGUGGAAAGACAGCCCUGGCAGCUAAGAUUGCAGAGGACUCACAGUUCCCCUUCAUUAAGAUUUGCUCUCCAGACAAGAUGAUUGGAAACUCAGAGAUCUCCAAGUGCCAGGCAAUCAAAAAGGUCUUUGAUGAUGCUUAUAAGUCUCAGCUGAGCUGUGUUGUGGUGGAUGACAUUGAGCGUCUGCUGGACUAUGUGCCCAUCGGUCCACGUUUCUCAAAUCUGGUCCUUCAGGCUCUGCUGGUGCUACUCAAGAAAGCUCCACCCAAGGGCCGGAAGCUGCUCAUCAUUGGCACCACCAGCAGGAAGGACGUCCUACAGGAGAUGGAGAUGUUAGAUGCUUUUAGCACCACCAUCCAUAUCCCCAACAUCUCUACUGGGGACCAGCUAAUCGAUGCCUUAGAGCUACUGGGAAGCUUCACAGACAAAGAGCGGGCCAGCAUCGCACAUCAACUCAAAGGAAAGCGGGUCUGGAUAGGCAUUAAGAAACUCCUCGUGCUCAUCGAGAUGUCAAUGCAGAUGGAUCCAGAUUACAGAGUGACCAAAUUCUUGUCUCUGCUUAGAGACGAGGGGGCGUUGAAUGAAGGUGACCAAAUCCGAAUAUAAGCUGUUGGUCGCUCUCGCUGUGUACUGUGAUCGGAGCUUCUAUGAGUAGAGCCAACCAGAGGAGCAAACCAAACACAUGACAAUAGACACGCCACCCAGAAAUAAGGAAGAAGAGCAGGAAAAGAAGAGAUCUUCCUCCAAUCCAUCGAUGCAUUUAUCUAUGUCACUACACACCUGGUCCAAGAGAGGAACAAACGGGUUCCUCUAUAACUCGGCAUGUAUCUGUAGGCAAUACCACGGAAUCACUUCCCUCCUACUCGGCAUUCUCAUCAUCAAGUACACAUAUCAGAGUAAAACACUGGAAGUCGUACUGUUAAAAAUCUGUUAUCUGUAAAAAAAAAACUAAAACCUGAAAAAAACAAUAGAUCAUUGUAACAAAAAAGUGGUGUUAUGUGAAUUGUGUGUAUAAAAAGAAAAAAAAAGAAGAGUUAAGAAUUUAAGUCAUCUAUGUUUUUAAGCUAUAGUCUUUGUUGUAUUUGUUGCAUACCUCUUGUCUGGCUGCAGGUAAUUAUUGUUAUUAUGUGUAUCCUCACAAGCAGUAUCAAACGGAGCACAUGCAAAAAUGCCGAAGCCAUUCGAAUAUCAAGAUGUGAUCACAAAGAGGCUUUUAGUGAAUAUUUAAUAGUAGUUAAAAAAAAGAUGUUCCAUGUGUAAAUGUAAUCCCUUUAAAUAUAAAGUAUGUUUAUGUUCUGUAAAUAGUAUACAUAGAUAUAACGAAGAUUAUCAUGAACUUAAAUCUAUUUCAAAAUGUAUCAGUAUCACUCUUCUUCCCUGUUGCUAUGGAGAUGUUGACUUUACCAGAUUAGUGUAAUAGUGAAAGUAAAUGUUGGAUUGAUGGCCGGCCUGUCUGUGUUGUGUACAGUACAGUUCAGUUUAGCUCUUAUAGUUCUGGCAUCAUCAGUGUUAAAAACAAAUCUAUAAAUAUAUCCUGCACUCUGAACAUCCAAACCUUUAGUAUGUCUCUUGGUGGUCCUUUGUGGGAACUCGUGCGCGUGUGAGCGUGUGCGUGGAGUGUCGAAUGGGAUUGUGCGUGUGCGUUUCAGUCUGUGCAUGUGAAGUGUAGAAAGCUGCUGGUUAAUUUGCUACAUGUCAUGUGUUCAGUGCUUCAAAGUGGAAAGUUCUUGUUCCGUUUGACCAUUGGCAUCGUGAGUGUAUGUGCGUGUGUGAGUGUAAAUAUACGUCAACAUGCAGAUAUUGCAAUAAAAAAAGAGCACAUAUGCACAGGAAA